This is a messenger RNA of Phytomonas sp. EM1, 763 nucleotides long. The record is from the annotation of a GenBank genome assembly. Lineage: Eukaryota; Euglenozoa; Kinetoplastea; Trypanosomatida; Trypanosomatidae.
CACAUCCACACACACAAGAAAAAACAACAUCCAGAAAAAUGGCUGAUCAACUCUCUAACGAACAGAUCUCUGAGUUCAAGGAGGCCUUCUCUCUCUUCGAUAAGGAUGGCGAUGGUACGAUCACCACGAAGGAGCUCGGCACGGUGAUGCGCUCGCUUGGUCAGAACCCUACCGAGGCGGAGCUGCAGGAUAUGAUCAACGAGGUCGAUCAGGAUGGCAGUGGCACCGUCGACUUCCCUGAGUUUCUGACGCUGAUGGCGCGUAAGAUGCAGGAUUCGGACUCGGAGGAGGAGAUCAAGGAGGCUUUCCGCGUCUUCGACAAGGAUGGCAACGGCUUCAUUUCGGCUGCGGAGCUGCGCCACGUGAUGACGAACCUCGGUGAGAAGCUUACCGAUGAGGAGGUGGACGAGAUGAUUCGCGAGGCCGAUGUUGAUGGCGAUGGUCAAAUCAACUACGAGGAGUUCGUGAAGAUGAUGAUGAGCAAGUAGGUAUAAUUUUUUUUUCUAAGAAGGGUUGAAUAAUCCCUUCACUAUAUAUGCGGUCCGAUACCACAACAACGACAGAAGGAGCAGCGCCGAAACAUUCACCCCAGUAUCUUUGUGCUGGUUUGUACGCGGAGUACCGUAAUGCUCUGGAUAAGUUGUCUGUCUAAGGAUCCGGUUUAAAGGAACAAAGAAUUAUUAUCAUUAUUACUAAUUUAUUAUGUUAUGGACACGAUGUAUUGAGAUGUAUUUUUCCUGUAUUUAGAAAUAUAUUUGAAAGA